Molecule: messenger RNA, 1751 nt
Organism: Verticillium dahliae VdLs.17
Lineage: Eukaryota; Fungi; Ascomycota; Sordariomycetes; Glomerellales; Plectosphaerellaceae
Product: DBF zinc finger domain-containing protein
Exons: 3
Coding region: 1-1473 (490 amino acids)
Biological process (GO): regulation of cell cycle phase transition; positive regulation of nuclear cell cycle DNA replication
Cellular component (GO): Dbf4-dependent protein kinase complex; nucleus
Molecular function (GO): nucleic acid binding; zinc ion binding; protein serine/threonine kinase activator activity
Source: RefSeq, a predicted model, not a curated record
AUGUUCUCCCUUCUUAUGCUGUCUGUGUUGCUUUUCAUCUAUCGCGAUGAAUGCUUCUUCUCUUACAACAUCACCCACGUUGUGACCACCCGCCCCAUUCCCACCGAGGACGAGGUUCAUGCCUCGCACCACGAGCAGCAUGCUCAUGAGGAGCAGCCGCAGACGAUCAAUCCUUCCCUGCUCAACCGAUCUACCGACACUCGGCGGCGUCUAUUCGAUACCGGCACCAAGAGGACACACGCUCAACUGCAGGAUGACAGCCUCCGCCGGCCCAAGCCCAUGCGAAACAAUGACAUUCUGCACAAGGCCCGCGAUAUGGGCAAGAAGAUCUGGCCCUUGGAGAAAUUUCAGAGGAUGCUCGAGAUCCUUCUGCAGCCUGACCCUCAUGCUGCCGUGGCCAUCGCACAUGCCGGCAAAGACGAUGCUGGUCGGCACGGCUUGGGGGGCAAGAAGGCGGCCGAAGAGCCAAACCUGUCCCAGCUCCUGCAGCGGGAGCGACUUAACGGACCUUCUGACCGAGACCCAACCGUCGCCAGCCGCGAGCUGAUCCAGUUCAGAGGACCUUACAUUUAUGUUUACGACAUGGACGAGAAGCAAAAGCCCAUCAUGGUGCGCGAGUACCCGAGGGCCAGCAAGUAUGAGGGAGAGUGGCCGCAGUUCAGAACCGUCACCGAUGGACGCUGCCCCUUCGUGGAGGAAGUUGACCCCGUCGACCGUGCAGCGAGGAAGUCUCGGGCCGAAGAGAAGGAGAGGGCCGCCAGGCGUGUCAUCGAAGCUCGCCCCAGCCUACAGCCUCCUGAGGCGCAGGCGCCGAAAGCCGUCAUUGGUAAGCGAACUCUGGCUGAGAUGCAGAACGGUCAGGAGCAGGUCCGCGCUACCUCUGUGAACCCCGCCGACGUCUUCAAGGCGCCCAAGACGAUCGAGUCCAAGCCGUCCGACUUUGGUUUUGUCAGCCGAGCGCCUGCCGGCCGCUUCCUUGCCGGAGAGCCUGUCGCAUCAGGUGUCCAGCCGUCCAAUGUCACUUCUGCCAUUCGUUCUCAGAUGAUCUCAUCAGCCACCGGUACCGGCGCCGCCAAGGCGGGCACGAGCAAGGAGAUUCAUGGACUUCAGCGCAAGGUUCUCCAGAGAGGCACAUCCUAUUCGCAAGACCCCAGCUCUCGGCGACCCGACCUCAGUGUCGAUGUCGCAUCUAGCAGAUCCGGGAGCACCGCUGAGUUGAGGCAGACGCGGGCCAGCACCAAGGCGCAGUCGGCCCUGCCCCAGAAGAGCAAACGGGAUCUCAAGCCUGGCUAUUGUGAGAACUGUCAGGACAAAUUUAAGGACUUCGAUGAGCACAUCCUUUCUCGCAAGCACCGCAAAUUCGCCGAAAACCUCGACAACUGGGCCGAGCUCGAUGAGCUUCUGGGGAAGCUCGAACGACAACGCUGUAAACCUCGCUCACAAUACUACAGCGAGUGGCAGGCUGCACUCUGAUGCGGACCUAUCUCGCCUUUCUCCUGCCUCCCACAACCUCUUCGCUUUGACUUCUCGAUUAUCUGCCCUUCUCCGCUUCGGCUACUCAACGAUACCCUAAUUCCAACAACCAAUCAACCAGUCCUCAGCACACGGAACGUGCUUUGUUUUUCAUCAUUACUGCGCGAGCCAUGGCCUUCCCCUCACACGAGGAAGCCAUCAAUAAGAUACCACUUGGUUCAGCAUUGUCGUCCCUCGAGACUUCAUUCAUCUUCACCUUCCCUUCGAUUUUUUGCGUC